CAUUGUGAAUGGAUCGUUGAAAGAUCAUCUUCAUCAUCAACUCUUUAUGCCUUUUAUGCGUAUACGUAGUAACAGUACAAUAACCUUUAAUUCUUGUCCGUCUCCUUCUAGUUCCUUUCUUCCUCAACUGACUGUUUCAUAUCUUGAUUUUGACACUUCUUGAUAAUUGUAACCAAACUUACCAAUUUGUUACUCAUUUCCUUCAGAAUAAUUCAUUUUUACCUAUUCAUCAUACCAUCAAAAUGACCGAAAUUCCUAGUUCUUAUCAGUGUGUCAAUGUUUAUGCAACAUCGUGUACUACUGAUAAUCUUAGUCGCCAUGAGAUGUUGGGUUGGGUCAAUGACAGCCUUCAGUCAAACUACAAAAAGAUUGAGGAACUCUGCUCUGGAGCCGCAUAUGGACAGUUUAUGGAUCUCUUGUUUCCAGGAACUAUUGGUGUCAAGAAGAUUAAAUUCCGAACCAACCUGGAACAUGAAUAUAUCCAAAACUUCAAACUCGUGCAGGCUGCUUUUAAAAAAGUUGGUUGCGAUAAGGAAAUUCCCAUUAAUAGACUCGUGAAAGGUCGUUUUCAAGAUAAUUUUGAGUUUUUACAAUGGUUUAAGAAGUUCUUUGAUGCUAAUUACGAUGGUCGGGAUUAUGCACCGUUAGAAGCACGAGGUGGAGUACCAUUAGGGUCGGGAGUUCAAGCCUCUGGAAAUUUACAAUCAUCGAAUAGCAGCUUUACAAUGCCCAGUCGUAUGCCUCUUCAGAGUAAACCCAGUGCAGCAGCAACCAAACCAGUUGCAAGAACAGCUCCUGUUCAAUCAAGACCAACACCCACUCGGACAGCUAGACCAACACAACCCAGAGGUGCUCACAAUGACCACAAUAAUGACCAAAACAUUGAUCCUCGAAUGGAGGAGGUUGAAGGACAAAUGAGUAAUCUCAAGUUAACAGUUGAUAGUUUGGAAAGGGAGAGAGACUUUUAUUAUGGUAAACUACGUGAUAUUGAAGUUCUCUGCCAAUCUACCCAAGAAAAUGAAGAGGAAGACAAAGCGUCUCUCAUUGAAAAGAUUUUGAACAUUCUUUAUGCCACCGAGGAAGGUUUCGCUGUUCCCGAAGAAGGAGCUGAAGAGCCUCGAACAGCUGUUGAGGGUGCUCUAGAUGAGUAUUAAUUGCAUUUACUGUCAUCAUCAUCGCAUCUAAUCAUCACAUUUAUUAUUUAAAGAAAUUGCAAAAGAUUUAAAAAAUGAAAUCACCACCAUGUUUUAUCUAAAAAACCUAAGUGAAUUGAAUCGAUCCCGCCGUGAAAAAAAGGAUUAUCCCCAUUAAUACUUGUUAUUAAACAGUCCAAUUAAGCUUUUCAACAAUAUUGUGACAACUUUUAUUCACAACUUGUUACGGUUUCCAAGAAUUGCAAGUCUUAGUUGACAGUCGCUUUAACAGAUGGCACUGUAUGCCUUAAAUACUUGAAGCUGAUCAAAAAGUGAAAUAUAAAGAGUUAAUUGUUGAAGUCUACUAUA
Molecule: messenger RNA, 1502 nt
Organism: Tetranychus urticae (two-spotted spider mite)
Lineage: Eukaryota; Metazoa; Arthropoda; Arachnida; Trombidiformes; Tetranychidae
Product: microtubule-associated protein RP/EB family member 1
Molecular function (GO): microtubule binding
Source: RefSeq, a predicted model, not a curated record